UUUAGUCUGUAAUCAUCUGCAGAAAAAUUUCUCUAGAUAUCAUUUACAUUUUCUUUUCAGAAGUUUACUUGUUUAUUAGCAAUACGGAAUGAUUCGAUUGAAUUUUAGUUUCUUGGUCCAUAAUUCUGAAUUUCCCAAACUAAAUAUUACUGAAUUCUUAGCACCUCCUCCUUUGGUUUACCUGAAAGCAAAUGGCUGGUAAAUUAUCAUUUGCAACAAGGAACAAGCUGCAAACUUCUCCAAUUUUUGAAACAAUUUGGGAUAUGAGGCAUUGCAUCUUCUGUAAUAUGUUUUUCUCCUACUUGCAUGGCUGGAAAAAUCUGAUUACCAUUGAACCAUUUGAGUUUGAUAUGUUUCUUUUGGGGAACUUUUAUUUUUGGUAUAUUUUGCUUAAUAUUUAACUUGAAGCAUGUCAUAUGAUUUCUGCGUUUCAGGUUUCUGCCUAUUUGCCCCUUAAAACAUGAUGAUUUGGAUGGUUUUUCUGCUGAAGAAGGCGUAAAGAGAGGACUGCUGUGUAGACAGCAUAGGCAAAUAGUUCUUCCUGAUUUCAGAGGCCACAUGGCGAUGUGAAUACUUAGAAUCACCAGAAUGCACUGACUGACAGAAACUUGGCAUGCUUAUGCUCCGACCUCUUCGGUAUUAAUAAAUUUGACUGCAGUGUCAUGUACGCAAUUGUGGGAGUUUUAAUUCUUUAUCUCAUGUGAGAAACCCGAAAGUUAUAUACUAUGCUCCACUUAAGAUCUGUCCAACUGUUAGCUUAUGUAUCUUCGUUGUGCAUUCCAACUGUAAUCUGAAUGUUAAGGACUCUUUUAAACAUGUUGCAAUGCAUUUCAUGUACGUUGUAUAUAUACAUGCAGUUUUCACAAGGUCUUCUUUCUUAUUGCUUUGAUCAAGCCUUCAUGGUCAUCAUCCAACACUUAGGGAAAUUUUUAGCAAAUUUGUCCAACAUGGGGUAUACUCCAGUCCAAUUUCCUCCAGUCGAAUUCAUUAUCACUGCAUUUCUUGAUCAUUGCCUCUUUGAAGAGUAGCCUUUAUUUUUUAUGUUCUUCUUAAUUGUUUAAAUCAAGUCUUCAUGGUCAUCAUGAAACGCUUUUGGAAAUUCCUAGCAAAUUAGUCCAACAUGGGGUUUACUCCAGUCCAUUUUCCUCCAGUCGAAUUCAUUAUUACUGCAUUUCUUGAUCAUUUUCUCUCUGAAGAGUAGUCUUAAUUGUUAUUAUUUUUUUCUUCUUAAUUGUUGUCAUUAUCUUCUUAAUUGUAACUGGUUACCAGGAAUCCCAUUUGCAACUGAUGGUUCCUCUCCAUUUCCCAUCUCUUGACAUCCACUCUUACAGCUGUUCCAUCUUUUAAAAUGAACUCUAGUUGCACUUCUUUCCAACGUCUUUCACACCAAGUAUUUCAUUGUUGCAAGUUAUCAGAAGAUCCAGAACAAGAAGCCAUGAAGAGCUAUUCUACUGUUCUCCUUCCCUUCUUGCUAUGCUUCUUACUGAACAUUUGUUCAUUGGUUGAAGGAAUGAGUAGUGUCUCCUCUUCUUCACUUUCUGGAAACCAAAUCAACACCAUGUUCAAUCUCUAUGACACUCUCUCCGCCAUACUAUCCCCCAAGUCAUCUUUGGAAACUAACUAUGAUCGCAAUCCUUGUUCAUGGACUUCUUGGGUGACUUGUUCUACAUCGUCAUCUUCUUCAUCUUUGCAAGUGACUGGCAUCAAUCUAUCUGGGCAUGAUCUCUCAACAGAAACCACCAAGAACACCUCCUUCUUCUCCCUUCUCUGCCAGAUUGAUUCCUUGCAGUACCUAAGCCUCUCAAACAACAUGUUUGAUUCCCUUCCUGACUCCUUCCUCUCCAACUGCUCUGCCCGCUCUCGACUCAAAUUCCUCGAUAUUAGCUUUAACAAGUUGUCUGGCCAGCUGCCAAACCUUUCACAGUUCACUGGUUUGGUGAGUCUUGAUCUUUCUAGGAAUAACUUGUCUGGAAAGGUAGACAGGCAGUUGCAUGGUCUUGUAUUGUUGAAGAGCUUGAACUUGUACUUUAACUCCAUUACUGGAAACCUUCCAAUGAAUUUGAGCUUAGCUCUUGAGGAACUGAUUUUAUCAUACAAUAAGUUUGAGGGUUCAAUCCCCAGGGAGAUGUUCAGACAUGCCAACCUGAGUGUCCUGGACCUCAGUCAGAAUCAGCUCUCUGGGUCUAUUACUGAUGGAAUUGAAGGGUUGCUCAAGCUUGAAGAACUACUCCUUUCUGGCAAUUAUCUAGCAGGGGAACUCCCCAUGAUUAAGACACUCUCCUGGUUUGCUGCCGAUAACAACUAUUUUAAUGGAAGUAUUCCUUCUGGGAUCACUACAAAUUUGCAAUUCUUGGACUUGAGUUACAACAAUCUUACUGGAGUUCUGCCAAACAAUUUUCUUUCUCACGGCAGUUUAGAGCAUCUCGAUUUGACUGCCAAUUCCCUUGAAGGUCACAUCCCGCAAAUUUCAGGUAAUUGUUUGACAAAACUUAACCAGUUAAAGCUUGGUCAGAACAAGCUCAAUGGGAGCAUUCCUCCGGCAAUUGGUGAGCUAUCAGGUCUGAUGUAUUUGGAGUUGAAUGACAACCAAUUUGAAGGAGAUAUCCCCGUUCAGUGGCAGAAGUGUAAAAAUCUUUCUCGUCUGAAUUUAGCAGGAAACAAAUUGCAUGGUACAUUACCAAAGGACUUUGGAAGUCUUGGUGAAUUGAAGGUCUUGCGGCUUCAAAUGAAUAAUCUUGAUGGUAGCAUCCCUGACGAAAUUUAUAAGUUGGUGAACUUGCAUAUUUUGGAUCUUAGCCUAAAUUCCUUUACCGGUGGGAUAUCUCCAUUGAUUUCUAGCUUGAAGAACAUUUCAUUCUUAAACAUGAAUGGCAACAAGCUCGGAGGAAGGAUACCUGAUUCAGUUGGUAACAUAGGACCAUAUCUGAUUGAACUCCAAAUAGCCAACAACAAGUUCAAAGGAAGUAUUCCUCAAAUGUCCAGCAACUCACAGAUGACUACUCUCAACCUCAGCAGCAACCUAUACAUGGGGCCUUUACCUGAAUCUCUUACUGAAUUGUCCUCUUUGAAGGUUCUUGAUCUCUCGAACAAUAAGUUUACUGGUGGCAUUCCAGCUUCUUUUACUACAAUGCAAAGCCUGACAACAUUGGACCUUUCCAAUAAUCAGCUUUCUGGCAUCCUUCCAAACUUUACCAAGUGGGUGAAUGUCAUUACCACUGGAAACGAUAUACAAAAUGUUACAUAUCCGACUCAAUCAAAGACAAUUAAUUUAUCCGUUGUCCUUGUAGUUGCCAUAUGUUCCUGUGUUGGCUUUAGUUUGUUCUUUGGAGUGAUUACAUUUUUGAGUUUGGAAGUGCCCAUUCGCAAGCGCAAUGUAAUAUAAUAUUAUUACUAUUUGGUAGGUUUGUUGUUGAUUCUACUCAAAUGAAUAUUUU
Messenger RNA from Dioscorea cayenensis subsp. rotundata (Guinea yam), 3434 nucleotides. RefSeq names its product probably inactive leucine-rich repeat receptor-like protein kinase At2g25790. Gene Ontology annotation, molecular function: protein binding. The record is from RefSeq and is a predicted model, not a curated record. The coding region runs from base 1349 to 3382 and encodes 677 amino acids. The transcript is spliced from 2 exons. Lineage: Eukaryota; Viridiplantae; Streptophyta; Magnoliopsida; Dioscoreales; Dioscoreaceae.